Messenger RNA from Centropristis striata (black sea bass), 1159 nucleotides. RefSeq lists its product as uncharacterized. Lineage: Eukaryota; Metazoa; Chordata; Actinopteri; Perciformes; Serranidae. The record is from RefSeq and is a predicted model, not a curated record. Bases 1 to 1020 code for a protein of 339 amino acids. The transcript is spliced from 7 exons.
AUGACCUACAGAUAUACCACUGACCCCGAAAAUCCCUACUACAAAGAUGAGAGACGCAGGACUGUUUUUAUGCAUUUAGACCACACUCUAGCUGAAGCCCGGUAUUCAGUAUUUAACAUCAGUCUUUCACAAUAUUUCAUUUCAACACACAGAGAAGAUCUGAGGAGCGGAAACGAGCACGCUCUGGAGGAGACCCUCCAAAGACCUCUAAAAGGGUUACUGCUGGACGGGGCAAGCCCAGGGGGAGGCGUAGAGGCCAACGUCGUGCCUCAGCCAGGUAAAGAUAAUGUACACAGGUGUUUUUCUUUUUUGCCAGCGUGCAUUUUGCCCACUGUGAAGGUGCAAAGCUGCUCAUGUGAAGGCACAAACUUCACUGUAUCUCCAGGCAAACCAGUGAUUUUGAUCAUCAUUAAUGGGCGUUAUGACUUGCAUCAGCCACUAUAUGUCUGUCAAUCAUGUCAGCAGCAGUGGUCCCCCAAUUUAAAGGACCUCCUUAGGAGUGGAUAUUGGCCGGCGACUGUCAACACGUCCACACUGUACUCGUUGGACCUCCUUAGCUCCUUUCAGGAACUCAAGGUUAUCUCUCCGGGAUUCUCCAGACAGGCUUUUGCUAAGCUACUGGAGCAUCGCACAAAGUGUGGAGGAAGGACUGGACAUAUCAGUGGCGAUGCACUGCAACGUAACUUCUUAGAGUUCACAUAUGCUUCGUUUGAGGAAGACCAGCUCUGUUGUGGUGAACCAUUUACCUGCCUAGCCUGCACGCCAGAAAUGUUGGCUGUUGUAGCAGACGGGAACAGGAAGCUAUAUCGCUUUCGCCGAAGUGGAAGGUCUGAUGACCCUGGUUUUUUUGAGGGGCUCUUUGUGGCUAAAGACAGUGCAGUGUCUGAAUUUGUGGACACCAUACGGCGAUCAGUGAAAAAUACACAGGGAAGAGGCACAUGUGGGGACUCACAGUGGACAGCAUCAAACUGGAUGAAGAGGGGAUGGAAGUUGCAGUGUGUCGGCAUGGAUUCCUUCUGAAGGCUCUUAACAUGUACAGGGGGGAGAUAUUUGCUUACCCUCUGUAUCUCCAGAAACAGCUCAUGCCAGCCAAGGCACAGUUCUUCGCCAUGGAUGUGGCCUGCAAGUACUGGCCAUACCUGGAGAAAGCUGCCAGUGU